Malurus melanocephalus (red-backed fairy wren) is the source of this 5422-nucleotide messenger RNA. RefSeq names its product TNF receptor associated factor 6 (gene TRAF6). NCBI's taxonomy places the organism in Eukaryota, Metazoa, Chordata, Aves, Passeriformes, Maluridae. The coding region runs from base 112 to 1749 and encodes 545 amino acids. Gene Ontology annotation, molecular function: tumor necrosis factor receptor binding; ubiquitin protein ligase activity; zinc ion binding. The transcript is spliced from 7 exons. Gene Ontology annotation, biological process: interleukin-1-mediated signaling pathway; regulation of canonical NF-kappaB signal transduction; regulation of apoptotic process. Gene Ontology annotation, cellular component: plasma membrane signaling receptor complex. The record is from RefSeq and is a predicted model, not a curated record.
GCCGCGCUGGGUCCGAGCCGCUGCUCGGCGCUCGCCGGGAGAGGCGGAAGCGGCGGCGGGCGGGGAGCGGCCGCGGGUCGCGUGCACUCCUGUGCAGCAGGAUCCGCUGCCAUGAGCCUGCUGCACAGUGACAGCAGCUGUGGAGCCCGAGACGUGGAGAGCGGCUGCUGUGCAGCCAUGGCCAGCGCCUGCAGCGCCGGAGCCAAGGAGGAGAGCUCCAGUGUGGGCAGUGGCACUGGCAACACGCCCAGCUCCUUCACGGAAGAAACRCAAGGAUACGACGUGGAGUUUGAUCCGCCACUGGAAAGUAAAUAUGAGUGUCCAAUCUGUUUGAUGGCUCUGCGGGAAGCAGUGCAGACACCGUGUGGCCACCGUUUCUGCAAAGGCUGCAUUGUCAAAUCAAUAAGAGAUGCAGGUCACAAAUGUCCUGUAGACAAUGAAAUUCUGCUUGAAAAUCAACUUUUUCCUGACAACUUUGCCAAACGGGAAAUCCUUUCAUUAACGGUUAAGUGUCCCAACAAGGGCUGCAGUAUGAAGAUGGAGCUCAGGCACUUAGAGGACCAUCAGCUGCAGUGUGAUUUUUCCACUGUGGAAUGCCUGCAGUGCCAAGGAACCUUCCCGAAGAACUAUCUGAAAGAACACAUGACCCAGGAGUGUCCGAGGCGUCAAGUGUGUUGCCCCAACUGUGCCACAUCUAUGGCCUAUGAAGAUAAAGAGCUUCAUGACCAAACCUGCCCACUUGCCAAUGUAUUUUGUGAAUAUUGCAACACGGUGCUCAUCAGAGAGCAGAUGCCUAACCAUUAUGACAAUGACUGUCCUACUGCCCCAGUGCCGUGUUUUUACAGUGCCUUUGGGUGUCCUGAAAAGAUGCAGAGGAAUGAACUGGCACGACAUAUGCAGGAGUUCACUCAGGUUCACAUGAGAAUGAUGGCUCAGAGUUUUCAGAAUAUCAGUGUUACUGCUGCAAAYCCUGUACCCUUCCUCAAUGGCCUACGCUUUGAGCCUCCCCUCUUCUCACAUGUGUCACAUGCUGCAUAUGACUGCAAUCCRGAAGUGGAAAACUUCAAGGAAACUAUUCAGCAGUUGGAAGGUCGUCUGGUAAGACAGGAUCAUCAAAUCAGGGAACUCAUCGCUAAAAUGGAGACUCAGAACACUCACAUGGCAGAACUCAGACGUACUAUCCGAAAUUUGGAGGGAAAGAUUACAGAAAUGGAGGCCCAGCAAUGUAAUGGUAUUUAUAUCUGGAAGAUUGAGAACUUCAGUGGACUGCAGAAAGCCCAGGAAGAAGAGAGACCCGUGGUGAUGCACAGCCCUGGCUUCUACACGGGGAAGCCUGGCUACAAGCUGUGCCUGCGCCUGCAUAUCCAGUUACCAAACGCUCAGCGCUGUGCUAAUUUUAUCUCUCUGUUUGUCCACACUAUGCAAGGGGAAUAUGACAGCCACCUGCCCUGGCCUUUCCAAGGCACCAUACGAYUGUCUAUUUUGGAUCAAUCAGAAGGCCCAGAAAGGCAGAACCAUGAAGAGGUGAUGGAAGCCAAGCCAGAGUUGCUGGCCUUCCAGAGACCGACAAUUCACCGCAAUCCAAAAGGGUUUGGUUACGUGACUUUCAUGCACCUGCAGAACUUGAAACAGAGAACCUUCAUCAAGGAUGACACGCUCCUGGUGCGCUGCGAAGUUCUGACGCGCCUGGACUUGAACAGUGUCCGCAGGGAAGGCUUCCAGGCCCGCAGUACUGAUGGAGCCAUGUAGCCUGUAAGUCUUAACCAGAGGAAUGGAACCUAAUUUUUUUSCAUACUGAUUACAAAAGUGCUUCAUUCUCCACAAAGGCUGUAAAGAUCAUAGUUGCCAACAUAGUUGAUCUUCAGCUGAAUGGAACUUUGUUGUUGCUGGUAUAUUUUUUUUCUGUAUGAGGUCAUAUGUGUUUAAAUAUUUGGUAAAGUUCUCUCUUAAAAUAAGCUACUUCUGUAGCAAGCUAGAUAAAUAAAGUGUUAAUGAAAACUUAACUGCCUGCAGGAAAAYCCUAUUGCAGAACCUGUGCAUCUCAGUUUGGUAAAAUGUCCAUCAUAUUGAAUAGACCUGUUAAUUCUUUUCACCUUAGUGCCUUGGAAUAGAUGCUGUUGCAAGGAAGUAGURUAAUUAAUAAAGAUUAGAAAUUUUUUCAUUUGUUUUUUUUCACAGAGCUUGGGAAAGUUGAAAGAGUUUCUAUAUUGACUUAUCUAUAAUUCUGCAUUGGUUAUGUGUCUCUUGAAGUUUGAAGUCAAGAUUAGACUUUGUUCAUGUCACCAAGGGUUCAGGUAUGCUUGGACCCUUUCCUCUUGGAGAAUUAGCUUCAGGAAGUUGCAUGUUGACGUAGAGUUGAUGCAGAGUUGAUGAUGGUACUUCCAAAAGAUGUGAGGUAGUGUUGUGGAGAAAGCUAAAUGACUGUGAGCCAAGUUCACUCAAGAAAUAUUUGUACUGCUGUCUGAAAGUGCCUCCCUAAUUCUCUUCAUAAAUCUUUCUCUAAGUGUGUUCACUAGGCCCAGAACAUCAGCCACGAUCACCAAGAAAUGUAAAAGUUUAGCAUUUGAAUGAAAUGCCUUUGUGCUGGUGGGAYCUCCUAGUGCUGGACAUGUUUCAAGUUGUGAGUGGACACAUGAGCAAAGGCAUGUACUAACCAAAGAGGGUGAUGCAGAAUUUGUUUUACUGUUGUUGAAACCUGAAUUUGUACCAAAGCUGAACUUUGCAUCUGCUCAGGAGAUCUCAGUGUUGUGGGUGAUGUACCCAAGUCAUCCCCUAUGAAUUCUCUGUCAGCAGCUGGCCAGAUCAGCAUCCAGCUGCUGUGGGUCUUUCCUGUCCCUUUAGACAGCAGGAGCUGGACCAACUCAGCAAUUUGGAUGGUAAGGAAAGCCUAACUCAGCAAUGUGAGGAGAAAUUGUAAUCCUGUUUGCUUUUAGGAAGAAAAUCUGGCUUCCAUAGUUACUGAUUUACCAAACACUAGAUUCACUGUGUCAAAGAUUCAUGAGGUUCCUACUGUGCAUAUUAUUGUUUCUUGUACUGACUGAUUGUGUGCCAUGUAAAUGUUAGUUUUGACCAGUCAAAGCUGAAUAGUUCAAGUUCACUGGUGCUAAAAAUUUUAAAUUAUCAUGGUGCUGAUACUGAAUCUUGUAUUUAAAAGGAGGGAAGAAAAAAGUUCUGUGGACCCCAUAACACAAGUAUACAAGUUCUAAUACUGAAGAAAAAAUUAAACAAUGCAUGAGCUUAUGUGUAUUAUUGAUCCAAGCUAGUGAAACAACCUAAAGACUGGAGACACUGCAGUUUAAGAGAUACUGAAGAGUGUUCCAAMUGUUUGGCCUCAUCACAGCAAUACCAGUGGGGAAAGGGCACAUUGCUUAAUGUAUACAGGACUAAAGAAAGACUACUAUGCUUUAGUGAUUUGGAAGGAUACUCUGCCUGCCUCUGUGAGAUGUGAAAGUUCCAGGACCCAACCUACCACUUUGUUCAUCAUAUCCAGAUGAGUAAAAUUUCUUCUCCAAGUAGAACCUAUUAGAUUAAGAAGAAUUGUGUUCAGUGGAGUAUURUCACUCCUGAAACAUGAUCUUCCUGGCUAAUGGUGAAUGCAUGUAGUUGCUGGUUACUUCAGUGUAUUUUCUGUCAUUAGGGCACAGGCAAGCAUUUAUUACUCAAAACAGGGAAAGAUCUCUGCUUUAAAACUGAAGAUUUUAUAAUGAAUAGCCUCAUCCUCUCAGCUGAAUUGUUCUGGAGUGUUUUCAGUUGGAACAUUUUCAGUAGUUAGGCCAUCCUUAACCAACGUCCAUGGCAGUGCAGAGACCCACUCUACACAGAAAGCACUGUACACUAGUUCUCCAUUCAGGCUGUUAGCUAACCACGUUUUUUCAGGAUGCUGAAAGACUGCCACUCUCUUUUGUCCCCCUUCUUUUUGGGGGGGCCAGCAGGGGAGGAGGGGAAGGCAGUCAGAAGAAACACUUGUCAUYUGAGAGCUUCUUGCUCCAGGUUCUUUCUCAACCCUAGUGUUAGUAAGAAGAAUGUCCUUAUUCUCUGUUCAGAUCAUUUAUACCCAAGACCCACUAAAUGCAUUAACACUUUCUUUGGUUUUGAAGAUUUGCUUUCUGAAUGAAAUUUCUGCUCUAAGCCUUAUCUGCUCAAUCUGAUGUACUCUGCYUCUGAGGAGACGACUCCCUUUGGUGGCAGGGUUUAAAUGAUUCAGGUAAAUAUUGUACAGUAGCACAGCCAAUAACCAAUAGAAGGCUACUGCAUGUAUAAUACUGUAUUGGCCACAGUGAUGUGGAUGCUUCAUUCACUGCUGCUGUUUCACUGGUUUUCUAUUUUUAUAUUACCAACUAGAACUCUGAGUGAUGUCAAAUUACUGUAAGGCCAGAGUAUUACAUAAGAGAGUGUCAGAGCUAAUUUGCUAAGCAUCAGUUAAAUCUCACUGUCAUAAAAAGAUUGUAAAUGCUAACGAAAUAUUUAUUCAUGUACUUGUUCCAUUUUCCUCUUUCCCCUUUCUCCAUAUCUCUUCUUUUGAGAACUUGUUUAACCCUGGUGGAUUGAGGUAUAAUUGCUAGAACUACUUAAAUGGAAGGAGAAAGGUCUGCAGCAUUGAGAGCUGUCUCUAAAACAAAUACAAAGAAUAUGGAGAUUUAACCCCUGUCCUGUAUAACCUGUUCAGCAAUGGGGUUUAGUUCUGUAACUCAGUGCUUUGCAGCAUUACUAGAUCUUCAUGUGGUUUUAAAAGUGGCUUAGCUUCUUUUAUCUUCCAAAUUUCUGUUGUCUUUAGCACGUUUUAAAUAACCCACUCAGUAURUGUAUUUGCAAAGCUGCUAUGGCACAAAUUUUCCAAUUAUAAUAUAUUAUGAACGUGUUAUCUCUUUGCCUCUGAAUGUCUUACCCUGCAGGGCAGGGAAAAUUAUUUUGCUAAAAAUGUUGGUAUGUAAUGUAUAUGUGGGAGCUCAGAUAAUGUGAGAUGUAUAGAGUUGGUUUUUAAGUGGUCUCAUGAUAUGGCAGGUUAUGUUUGCUAUCAAGGGAUUCAGCUUGCUAAUGCAUUGAAAUCAGGAUGACUUUUCUGUUCUUAUUUAGAGAGGGCAGCAGACCAGAUACAUGGGUGAUGAAUGCAAAAGAUUAUUCUGUGUCAGUGUUCAAGGUUUGUAUUGGUUUGCAUUUGAGCAGAAUGAAAGUACUCCUGUUCCCUUGGAUGUAUUGGUAGUUUAAUAUAUUUUGUAAUUAAUGCACAACUAUAUUUCUGACAGAAUGUUUAAAAAUAAAYGAAUUAAACUGUGCACUGCAUGUUGCAUCUUUAUUCAUAUGGAGGGAUAUUCAAAAAAAUUACCUGAUACAAGACUGCUGUGGUGAUUUCUGUUUUGUGGGUUUCAGAGUUGGCUAGUAUUACAUAGCACCAAGAAGGCAAAGAAUGUAUUUCAARAUAAAA